GUAUCAGCUUACUGCUGUCUCAGAGGUAACGCAUGCAUGGAUGAAUAAGGGUGCAAAUGGCGGAUAGAGACAAACGCACACCGGCAUCACCUGGAUCUCCCUUCAGUGGCUUGCACAUUGUAUCUCCUCCCCAUUUCAAGCUGACCCAUGACAUCAGUCUGGAUGAGUUUGAGGAUGAAGACCUAUCUGAAAUCACUGAGAUUGCUGAUGAGUGUGGCAUGAGCCUUAACUGCAAUAGUCUGGACAUAAAGGGUCACAUGACACGGGAGUCCAAUAGCGGCGCAGGGAAGGCCGAUGGGAACGUGGCCAGCAAGCUGCAGGCGGAGAUGCUUCACUUGGACCUGAUCGAUGCUGUGGGUGAGAUUCAGGGCGAAGAAGCUGCACUACCCACCACGGAGCCCACAGCAAAAGAAAUAGCUCCCGUUACCAUGGAUACUUAUCGGCCCAAGAGACCCACCACCCUUAACCUUUUUCCACAGGUGCCUCGGACACAGGACACGCUGAACAACAACUCGCUUGGGAAGAAGUAUAGCUGGCAAGAGAAGGUCUCACACUCAUCAUCCCCACUCAAGACAGGAGAUCUGACACCCCCACAUGACCAUAUAUGCCUGAGCGAGAAGGAGAAGGUUCAGCACAGCAGCGGCCACACCAAAGACAAAGGCACCUCCACGGACGGCCCAUGCCAGAGGAGCUUGUCCACCCAGAGCAGUGGGGGCACCUAUUCCAAGGUACCAGACAGGCCCCCCCCGCAGCCCCCCGUGCAAGGCGGCAAGGUCAGUGGGGUGGGGGAGGCUCACCGCGAGCGUAUCCGCUACCACACGGAUGUGUGCCUGGAGCCCACUGAGGAGAUCUACCUAACCCCAGUGCAGAAGAACUCUGACCCCAUUGAGCAGGACAGGCCCUUCCUGUCUCAGCCCAGUGAGAGUAACCGCAUGUCUGUCAGCUCAGAUGCCGAAGGCCCCCCACCCUACCAGCCCCUCCCUGACCGAACCAACCCCUCAAUUAGUGAGGAGGAUGAAGUAAACCAGCUGGCCACCUCCACCGUAGCUGCCCUGGACGUUUCCGCACGGCGGCCGGGGCCCAGGAGGGCCAGUGAGGCUCAGGAUGACACCUUUCUAGGGGCCGAGGCAGGUGCAGCACGGACUUCCAUCAGCUCGGAGGCCAGUGGGCUCUCUUACGACUCGGUGAAGUACACGCUGGUGGUGGAUGAGCAUGCGCAGCUGGAGCUGGUCAGCCUAAGGCAGUGCUACCAGAGCUACAGCGACGACAGCGACUCGGCCACUGUCUACGACAACUGUGUCUCCUCGCCCUAUGAGUCGGCCGUCGGUGAGGAGUACGAGGAAGAGGAGACGAGCAGCCUGCGGCCAGACGCCACUUGCUUGUCUGAGGAUUCCACUCCUGAGGCUGACCUGCCGUUCUCCCGCAAGUUCCUCAAUGUCUUCAUGAACGGGCGAUCGCGCUCUUCCAGUGCAGAGUCCUUUGGGCUGUUCUCUUGUUUCAUCAAUGGGGAGGAGAGGGACCAGAGUCAUAGGGCAGUAUUCAGGUUCGUCCCACGCCAUGGUGAUGAGCUGGAGCUGGAAGUUGACGACCCGCUGCUUGUGGAAGUGCAGGCGGAGGAUUACUGGUAUGAGGGCUACAACAUGCGCACUGGGACCCGCGGCAUCUUCCCGGCCUACUAUGCUAUCGAGGUUGCCAAGGAACCUGAGAGCCUGAAAGAGCGAAGCAGUGACUGGGUGGACAAGUUCAGGGUGAAGUUUCUGGGCUCCGUCCAGGUGCCAUACCACAAAGGGAAUGACAUCCUCUGCGCUGCAAUGCAGAAGAUUGCCACCAACAGAAGAAUGACAGUGCAGUUCAAUCCACCCUCAUCCUGCAUACUGGAGAUCAACUUAAAAGGAGUGAAAAUCGUGGUGCAGAAUGACUACAGAGAGAAUACAUGCAGUCACUUCUUUCAGCUUAAGAACAUCUCCUUCUGUGGAUAUCACCCAAAGAACAAUAAGUAUUUCGGCUUCAUCACAAAGCACCCAGCAGAUCAAAGGUUUGCCUGUCAUGUGUUUGUGUCUGAGCACUCCACUAAGCCUCUGGCAGGAUCCGUGGGGAGAGCUUUCCAGCAGUUCUACAAGGAGUUUGUGGAAUACACGUGCCCAACAGAAGACAUCUACCUGGAGUAGCCUGCCUUGGUCCUCUCUAGAGCCUUGUACAUCAUUGUGUAUCAUAACUUGUUGCAUGAUGAAUCCAAAAGAUGAAAAUCUACAUUUAAAAAAGAGAAUGAGGCAUCUGCUUUCUGGCCAAAACAUUUUCUUAGAUUCAAAGCUAAAUUGGGCGCAUUGCUCAUUAUUAACACAUGGCCCAGUUCUUAUAAACAUCUCAGUAGGGAACAAGCACAACAUUCAAAGCACCGUUGUAGUAUUUCCCUCUGUUGAGUGGAUCUGGAAUAGAUUGGUCUAUCCAUACAUAAAUAUACACACACACACACACACACACAGGUUUGUAAUUAUAUCUUUGUGGGGACUCUCCAUUCAUUUCACAAGAUAACCUUAACCCCUACCCAGCCCCUAACCUUAACCAUAAGUAACCAAACUAAAUACGAGACUAGUUUUUUGACUGAAUUCACAUAUCUUUGUGGGGACCUGAAAAAUGUUCCUCACAAUGUCAAAAUAGCAGGUUUUUAUUACAUUGUGGGGAACAUUUGGUCCCCACAACAUAAUAUAAACAUAAUCCACACACACACACGCACACCCAUCCACACAUACAUACAUGUUCUUGCAUCAAAGUGCUGAUAUACAAAGAAAAUGCUAGAAGCCACAGAUCAGAUGUCUGAUAAAAGGUCAUGGGCAAUUUUUCUGAAGGUUUUCUUUUUUUUUAUACAGUAAACUGUAAUGACAUCAGAUUAGCAGGCAUUUUCUUGGUGACCCAUAUUUGCACUUGGAUAAAGACCAAACAUGUGACAGUUUCUUUGAUUUUUGAGCUUGUGAUUCUCCUGUACUGAAUGUACGCUGGUUCCUGCCAUGUUUUAUUUGAGUUUAGAGAAAUUGGGGGGGGGGGGGCAUUUUAAGGAUGCGCUGGAGAACUUGAUAACCUGUUUAAAAUGGAGGUUUCAAUUCUAUUGCUGUUAUUCAUGAAGAAGACUCGCUGGUUAAUUAGUAGCCAGCUAUUUAAAAAUGAAAGUAUGGGUUCUAUAUCAUUUUUUACAGCAAGCACUUCAUUUGGAUAUGUGGUCAUUAAAAUGAAAUCUAGAUAUGCCCUGCUCCAGUUGUGGAAAUAGGGAACUGUGUCAGAUGUAAAUGAUUCAUGCAGGUCAGUGACUGUCCUACCUGGAGUAAAGUGAAGUAAAGUGGGAUCCCGCCACUGUUGUAUUGCUACUUUAGUGGAAGGAUAUGAAGUAUCCACUGUUUUACACUUAAUGUAUUCUUAUUUUGAUAAUAACCCACAGGUAAUUAAUAAUGUAAGGUGUGGGUGGACAUUCACACUAUUUCCCAGCAACCACAGAAAGGGCUACUCUGUUCGAGGUUUUUGCCAAACUGUAAUGCAGGUUUUAGGACACAUUUAAUGGUGAUUCAAUGAACAUGUUUUGUUUAAGGGAAAAUUGGGUUGUUUCACCCAGAAACUGCAGACAAAGUACCUAACAACCCACCCAAAAUAGAUAUAAAAUGUAUGUGAAAUAAAGCUAUUUUUAAAUGUGAAGCUAGGGAGAAUCUGUUUAACAGAGGAUGUGAUUUUGUCUGGGAAGCAGAGAGAUUAUAGGAGUCCUGGUAUUUUCAGAUAUUCACAAUUUGUGCCUAUUAUUUAAGGUUAUUAUCAUGGUAACAUGAGGUGCCCAUGAAGCCAAUUAAUGUUCUGUCACACUGUGCUGGUCACACUCUCCUGAACAGCUGAAAGCUGUCUGCAUGUGACAUUCUCCAGCGUGUAGAUCAGAUUUAACAUGAGCUCAAAGGAAGAAAAGGAGUCUAACACAAUAUAUCGUUCUUAUGAAUUUUAGAUAUCGUUGCAGAGAGUAGGUUUUCAACCAGGAUCUUUGGAAUGUUCUGCAGACAUUUCUUUAAUUAUAUAGCAGUUUAAAAGUUCCAGAAUAUGGACAAAACUAUGAAUGAAUGGCAGAUCGCAUUUAUAUCAUUCUGAAUGGGCUCUUUAAGAAUGGGAUGAGACAUACGUUGUUUAAAUUCUCGUAACCUCGUCACAUGGACAGGUAAACAGCUAUGCUGACAGUAGCUCAGUAAUGCAUCAAGCUAAGACAAGCAUGAUGUUGGAGUCUGUUCACUUUUGAAACAUUGUUCACUCCAGACAUACCUGAAAAACUUGACGCAUAACAUGCCACAACAUCCCUGUCAGAUUGUCCAUGCAGUUCAGCUGUAGUCCCUGGCUCUGCUAUCAUUGCAAAUAUUAGUUCUGCAUUGCCAAAACCAGGGAAUGGUGAUAUACUCAAUAGAAGAAAUUCUUAUAGGCAACGGCAUCUUGACCUGUGUUUAAUGGCGGGGUACGAUAAACAAAAGAGAAAUUAUUCUGGAUCGGCAGAUGCAAAUGAGCCCAAAAGCAGUCUUAUUGUCAGACCUAUUUCGCAUUUAUUGAACCUUAGUUUUGAAUGCUUUUUAAAUAUAGUGGCUACUCUUGUUGGGACACUGAAGUAAGUAAGUACCAUUGUACACAAGAAGAUGUCUGAGCAAGUGUUUAACAUUCUCACUGUGGAAAGGAGUCAUGGUUUUAUUGAUUUUAUUUUACAUCUUAUUAUAUGCAAACUGAGCUGUCAUUGCAAACCAACAGAAGCUAUCAUUUUACUGGAUGUCCUGCUGGAAGUUUUUGCAUAUUUAUCACAUAAGCAAGGCUUGAAUUGUGUGUGAAUAAAGGUGAAGAUGAUGUCCUAAUAUGUAAUGAGAGCAUAAUGCUUCCAUGAUUCAUUUUUGAGUAAAACGGACUAAUGUCAGAAACUUUGUGCAUUACAUUAUUUUCAAACUCUUAACAUUAACAUAUGAAGAAAUGGUAAAGAAUUAAAAAGGUGUAAAGAUAUGGCAUAUAAGACAUAUACUAUAUAUUGUAAUUACAGUGUUACACUGUACCAAUUCAUACUGUAGUAUUUGAAAUUCUUAUUUUUUGGUUUUUGAAGUGUGAAUUUUAUUCUUUAUUUAAAGUUUUCAAAGCAG
This is a messenger RNA of Brienomyrus brachyistius, 5132 nucleotides long. RefSeq names its product C-Jun-amino-terminal kinase-interacting protein 1-like. Gene Ontology annotation, molecular function: protein binding. The coding region runs from base 57 to 2168 and encodes 703 amino acids. NCBI's taxonomy places the organism in Eukaryota, Metazoa, Chordata, Actinopteri, Osteoglossiformes, Mormyridae. Gene Ontology annotation, cellular component: cytoplasm. The record is from RefSeq and is a predicted model, not a curated record. The transcript is spliced from 12 exons. Gene Ontology annotation, biological process: regulation of JNK cascade.